AUGCCGGCAACUCUCCGCGAGCAGCGGCAGCGCUGCCGCUGCUCGCGGAGAGGUCCGCGAAGCCUGGGCGCGCUGAUCUCAGCGCGCGCAGGCUUCGGCAAGCCGGCAACUCUCCGCGAGCAGCGGCAGCGCUGCCGCUGCUCGCGGAGAGGUCCGCGAAGCCUGGGCCCGCUGAACUCCGCGCGCGCCGGCUUCGGCAUGCCGGCACCGCUCCGCGAGCAGCGGCAGCGCGGCCGCUGCUCGCGGAGAGGUCCGCGAAGCCUGGGCGCGCUGAUCUCAGCGCGCCCAGGCUCGGCAUGCCGGCAACUCUCCGCGAGCAGCGGCAGCGCUGCCGCUGCUCGCGGAGAGAUCCGCGAAGCCUGGGCGCGCUGA
Podarcis lilfordi (Lilford's wall lizard) is the source of this 372-nucleotide messenger RNA. The record is from the annotation of a GenBank genome assembly. Lineage: Eukaryota; Metazoa; Chordata; Lepidosauria; Squamata; Lacertidae.